AUGAAAUCGUGGACGUGCCUCUUUGUGGUGGUGUUUUCCUUAUUUGUUGAGGUGCUGUCCUUCAACUUUGGAUUGGACUUGGGCCUAUCACCCAAGUAUUAUAAGAAGGGUCAAAAGGUUGACCUUCUAGUCAAUAAGGUGGAGAGUGAUCACACCCAACUCCCGUUCGGAUACUUUGACUUGAACUUUGUGUGUCCUGCUUCCAGAGAGAAGAAACCAUUGCAUAUCUCAUUAGGUGAGAUCUUAAGAGGUGAUAGGUUGUGGGAAAGUGACUUUAAGUUAGCGUUUGGCAAGGAUAUUUCUUGUGCCCGUUUAUGUGAUUUUCUUGCCAAAGUUCCUCAGAUUACUUUUGCUGAUAGGUUAAUUAAACAAGGCUACGUGGUGCAUUGGUCAAUAGAUGGUUUACCAGGUGCUACCACAUUUGUUUCCAACAACAAAAAUUCCAAAUACUACGCGGCUGGGUUCCCGCUAGGGUUCUUUGAGGAUGACAUCAGCUACUUGUAUAAUCACUUUAUGUUGGUUAUACGAUACCAUUCUGAGAAAAAACAUCCAGGAAUGCACACCAUAGUGGGCUUUGAAGUCUAUCCCAAAUCAGUAGUAGAUGAGACAUGUCCUGGCUCUUCCAAGUCCUAUGAGAACCUUGCCUUGAAGUUGCCCGAAGGAAAAAAGGGUAAGGUUGCCAAGUUGAGAAUCCCAUACACCUAUUCUGUGUAUUGGAGAGAGGAUAAUUCCAUCGAUUAUGCCAACAGAUGGGAAUUGUACUAUGCAAAUGAGACUCAUUCAGCAUCCACUAAGAUCCACUGGCUUUCGUUUUUAAACUCAGUCGUGUUGGUGUCCUUGUUGACCUUGGUAGUGGUGAUAAUCUUGGUGAGAAUAAAUAGACUUGACCUGAAGAACUCCGAUUCCUCCCCAAAUUUGGCAUUGACGGCUGAGAUAGACAAUGCCUUUUCCAAAAACGCUGCCUGGAAGAACUUGGGUGGAGCUGUCACCAAACGGCCCGUUUUCCCUUUGUUGUUAUCCAUGUUAGUUUCUAGUGGUCUUCAAUUAAUUAUCGCAACCGUUGGCAUCAUACUAUCUGUGAUCAUUAAGUCUCAAUUGGAUUAUAAUAAAGCUAGAGGAGGUGAAUUCAGUAACUACCAAGGGGCUUUCUCUUCAUUGGCAUUAUCUUGUUUUGUAAUGUCUGGUAUUCUCCCAUCGUUCUUCGGGUUCGUGUUGUACAAGAUCUUCAACAACGAAAACUUAAGCGUACAGAUUCCUCCUGCAAAAGCUGUCAAAUUAUCCAUCUUAUUCAGCGGAUUCUUGCCUUGCUUGGUGUUGUCAGUCAUGUUGUUUUUCAACUUUUUUGUGUUUGCUAAAGAAAGCUCUAAUGCAUUGCCGUUUGGAUCCAUAGUGAUUCUUUUGAUUUUAUUCUUCUUGAUUGUUUUACCAUUGGGUUUGAUAGGUGGAUAUUACGGAAACAAGUUGAAAUUCAAUAAGAAGUCCAUAAUGUUUUUCUCUGAAAAAGGAAAGGAUUCUCCCAAUUUUGUCCCUCAAGUCAAUGUGUCAACCACUGCUAAAAGGGCCUUGAUGUCCGUAAUUAGGAACUCAACAAUAGUGAUGCUCAUCUAUGGAUUGAUUCCAUUUGGAAUCGUAUACGUCGAAUUGUCCUUCAUAUUCAAUUCGAUAUGGCUAGAAAAGACCACCUUCUACUACAUGUACGGGUUCUUGUUUUUGACUACUUUGAGUCUCAUUAUCAUUGUCAGUGAAUCCACCAUAAUUGGAAUUUACAUCAGCUUAGUUAUAGAAAAUAAUCCAAAUUGGCAAUGGUUAUCUUUCAGGAUCGGUUCAAGUAUUGGGCUAUACAUCUAUGCUUACUCCAUCUAUUACUUUUUCAGUCUUUUGAAUGUUCAAGAUUUUGUAAGUAUUUUACUAUACUUUGGCUAUAUGGCCUUGGUAUCAGUGCUUAUUGGAAUAGCAGGUGGUUCGGUAGCAGUUCUCACAGGGAUGGUGUUCAUCAAAAAACUACUUACGUCUACGAAAGCAGAUUAA
This is a messenger RNA of Yamadazyma tenuis ATCC 10573, 2028 nucleotides long. RefSeq lists its product as uncharacterized. Gene Ontology annotation, biological process: vacuolar transport; protein localization to membrane. Gene Ontology annotation, cellular component: Golgi apparatus; membrane. The record is from RefSeq and is a predicted model, not a curated record. Lineage: Eukaryota; Fungi; Ascomycota; Pichiomycetes; Serinales; Debaryomycetaceae.